AUGCAUUCGCACAAAAGGGCCCAUUAUGAAGAAGUUAUCAGACAAUGGCAGAAAAUUGACAAGGAGGUCGCCAGUUUACCGGAGUAUGCCGAUACCGAGGAUUUUGGAGUCGUCGUGCAGACUUUUCCCGAAAAACUGGUGUUCCCUUUGAGCGAUGAUGGUAAAAGUACUGAUUUUACGCUGCUCAGCGCUGAUUGCUUCCACUUUAGCCAGAAGGGAUACUCUAGGGCAACAAAUGCUCUAUGGAACAAUAUGUUUGAACCGGUUGGAAACAAAUCGAUGACUUGGAAAAAACAAUUUGAACAUUUCAACUGUCCAACUUUAAAUAAUCCUUAUAUUUGCACAAAUAAAAAUUGUGGACGACAAGGGUACGAUGAAAAGGAAAACGAGACGGAUACAUAA
Molecule: messenger RNA, 402 nt
Organism: Ctenocephalides felis (cat flea)
Lineage: Eukaryota; Metazoa; Arthropoda; Insecta; Siphonaptera; Pulicidae
Product: phospholipase B1, membrane-associated-like
Exons: 2
Coding region: 1-402 (133 amino acids)
Biological process (GO): phospholipid metabolic process
Molecular function (GO): glycerophospholipase activity
Source: RefSeq, a predicted model, not a curated record